Molecule: messenger RNA, 1782 nt
Organism: Bombyx mandarina (wild silkworm)
Lineage: Eukaryota; Metazoa; Arthropoda; Insecta; Lepidoptera; Bombycidae
Product: RNA-binding protein 45
Molecular function (GO): RNA binding
Source: RefSeq, a predicted model, not a curated record
CAAAAGUUGAAUAUCUUGAAAUAUGUAUUAUGUAGUAAAUCAGUAAAUAAUUAAUCAGUUAAAGAAACAGUUGACGACAGACUAGACAGAUUACAUUUCGUUUAAUAUUUUGACGUGAUUUUGACUGAACCUAUUGUUAAACCAGACUGUGCUACAAUUGCUUACCCAAACCUACGUUAUACAAAAUGAACCAUGUGGCACGCAACGACGACAAACCACCAUAUUCCAGAAUUUUCAUAGUUUGCAGCAAACAAUACCGCGAACACGACUUACGACCGUUUUUUGAAAAGUAUGGCGAAAUUGAAGACAUGUACCUACCAAGGGACCGCAACACAGGCGAGACUAGAGGUAUCGCUUACAUUAAAUAUGCUAAAACAUCAUCAGCAGCCACUGCCAUAGAGGAAUUACACAUGACUACCUUACUUGACAAUCACAAACCCAUCAAAGUUAUGGUCGCCUCUGACAAAAAUGACUAUCAAAGUAACAGUUACGACAAAUACAGAAGACUAUUUAUCAAAGUUCCCAAAACGAUGACUGAGAAAGAAAUUCGGCAAUAUUUUUCCAGUUAUGGAAAAGUUGAGUCAGUGCGUUUACAGAGAGACAAAUUGACUGACGAAAGUAAAGGAUUUGCUUAUGUGAAUUUUACAACUUUUUCGGAAACUGCGAAAGCGUUUGAGCAGUGUGAUAAAACGUAUAAAGCUAUUUUUGCCACACCGAAAGAUGAGCUUAAAAGGCCCAGGAACAGUUUAGAAGGACUUGACUGCUAUUCCAGUAAUUCUAAUCUAACUAAAUCUCAUGUUUAUGCUGAUCACGGCCAUCAUGUUAACGAUGAGUUUAAUAAAGAUUAUUUGACAUUAAUUUCAAAGACUAAAGAACAAGACUUUGACACUGUGUCAGUUAAAUGCACACCACCAGUGCUACAAAAACACCUUGAAAGACUGUUUAAUAUUGUACCAGGAAUGAUUGAAUUUAAAUACACUAUGGACCAAGGUAACCGUGUUUGUCGAGCAUCAGUUACAUAUGACAGUCAAAAGGCAGCAGCUUAUUCUGUCGAAACUAUAAAUAAUUUUGAAUAUCCAUCUGGAGAGGUUAUCAGUGUUAAACCUGACAUUAGCCCACUCACCAAAGCAACUUCUACCUUGAAUAACAUAGUUAAUAAUAUUAAAAACUCUGUAGAUGGAAACCCAAAUCUAUUGCAGCUUGCAGAUGCCAUAGCACAGGCUUCCUCGUUAAUAAAAACAGCUACAAUUGGAAGGAAAAGCCCAAUAGAUGAUAAAGAUGAUGGUUUCUGUAAUGUAUGUCUUCCCCCUAUAAAACCCUUGGCUAGCAGUAACUGCAGAGUCGCUCAGAGAUGUUUCUUAGUCUUUAGACCCCAUCCACCUCCCAUGGCAGCUUUGAUGAAUGCUUUUUGUAGAUUUGGUGGCCUCAUAGAAAUAACGACAUACCCUAACAAGAAUUUUGCUUUUGCUAAAUAUGAUUCAGUGAAGUCAGCACAGGAAGCAAUUAAAACUCUAAAUGGUGCAACUUUAUGUGGGGUGAAUCUGAAAGUGUUGGAGGCUGAGGAAAAAAAUACGAAAGAGAAGAUGUGUGUUGACGAUGAUGAUGACAUAGAGAGAAAACGGAUGAAGUUAAACAACAAAGACUGACAGUUUUGUAAUUGUAGUAAAUUAAAAUUAUUUUUUAUGAUAUUUGAAACUGACUGAUUGACCUCUUCUUCUACUUCAUCAUUCCCUCGCUGCUGACGAUCGCGACCACAUGUCCUCAUUUUAGCACAUCAUGUGU